Molecule: messenger RNA, 1415 nt
Organism: Cryptotermes secundus
Lineage: Eukaryota; Metazoa; Arthropoda; Insecta; Blattodea; Kalotermitidae
Product: 26S proteasome non-ATPase regulatory subunit 1
Exons: 8
Coding region: 77-1099 (340 amino acids)
Biological process (GO): proteasome-mediated ubiquitin-dependent protein catabolic process
Cellular component (GO): proteasome regulatory particle, base subcomplex; proteasome storage granule; nucleus
Source: RefSeq, a predicted model, not a curated record
AACCCCGGAGCAAUGUCCCAGCGUGGUUUCACUCCUCGCAGAGUCCUACAAUCCUCAUGUGAGGUACGGGGCUGCCAUGGCCCUCGGCAUCGCCUGUGCUGGCACCGGUCUUAAGGAAGCCAUAGCACUGUUGGAUCCGAUGACCAAUGACCCAGUUAACUUCGUUCGCCAGGGUGCGCUGAUAGCAUCUGCCAUGAUCCUUAUACAGCAGACAGAACACACUUGUCCAAAGGUAAAAGACUUCCGUGCAUUGUAUGCUAAGGUGAUUGUAGAUAAACAUGAAGAUGUGAUGGCCAAAUUUGGUGCCAUCCUAGCACAGGGAAUUAUUGAUGCAGGUGGUCGUAAUGUAACAGUGUCUCUGCAGUCACGUACAGGCCACACAAACAUGCUUGCAGUGGUGGGAGUUUUGGUGUUCACCCAGUACUGGUACUGGUUCCCUCUGGCACACUGCCUCGCUCUGGCUUUCACACCAACCUGCCUGAUUGCCCUUAACGCACAGCUCAAGAUGCCGAAAAUCGAGUUCCGUUCAAAUGCUCGCCCCUCAAUGUUUGCAUAUCCUCCCCCGCUUGAGGAAAAGAAACGAGAGGAAAGAGAGAAAGUAACAACAGCUGUUUUGAGUAUUGCAGCCAGGGCUCGUCGUCGAGAAGCUGGGCGCAUAGAGGCCGGACGGUCGCAGCGUGACUCUGAUAAGAUGGAUGUGGAUGAAGAGAAGGAUGAAGGAAAGGAAAAGAAGGAUGAAAAGAAAGAAAAGGAAGAAAAAAAGGAGAAGGAUAAAGAUGAGAAGAGAGCUGGAUCAGUUGAGAAGAAAGCAACAGCAGGCACCAAGGAAGAAGAUGCUAAGAAAGAGCCAGAACCAAACUUUGAGAUCUUGAGCAACCCAGCUCGCAUCAUGAAGCCACAGUUGAAGGUUCUACAGCAGGUUGAUGGCAGUAGCUAUGCUCCUCUCAAGGAUCUGACCAUUGGAGGAAUCAUUAUGGUUCGUCACGUUAAACCAGGGGCUGCUGAGGAGCUAGUAGAGCCUGUAGCCGCAUUUGGACCAAAGCCAGAUGAAGAUAAGGAGCCGGAACCACCCGAGCCGUUUGAAUACACUGAGGACUAAUUCAGUCACUUCCAGCUGGACAUGCACAUGUAGUACUUAUAACUGCAAAUUAAAUGUUGAUGUCAAUGUGAAUUGCUGCUUUAUGUAAAGAAUUAUAUAUACAUGAGUUUCGGCAUUGUACCGAUAUUUAUUUGUACGUGUCAGUGUUAGUUCGUAGUUGUUAAACCUUCUAUCCAGCAUUUGAUCUUAAACCUUCUGUUCAACAUUUAAUCUAUUAUAAACUUCUGUUAGCAUGUUCGAUUGACAAGCGUAAAUAAAGAUACAUUAUGAGCAAGGCAGAAGAAACUUGUUAUACUUAAAUACUUCGCACCCUCUU